GACAGAAAAUCAUCCCAUCAUAUGCAUGUUAUAGGUGUUUAAUAGUACUAUGAGUUGUGUGCGGUGGAUUAAAGGGGUGGAUUUGAUCUCCUUCCCUUUCCCAACCCGGUGCAUUUUAGAAAUGCACUAUAAUAUGCAUUCAGUUGCUGUGACGGUAUGCGAUGAUAAUGUUUAUUGUGAUUUAGUUGGUCAGCGCGUGCUCUGAUGUAAUGUUUUCUAAAAUGACCUUGGAUAUGCAGCAAAAAACGAGGAUUAACGGUCAGAGUAUUUGACAGAAUCGCUCUUUAUCUCGGCACGAUCGGCCAUUUAAAUUAAAAAUUUGAUCAAAGAUUGAGUUCUUAAACCAGUUAGACUCGCGGAAACUGUCGCAUUCUCGGCCUGUUUUUCAUGGGGGAGUAUGUUUGACUCAAACCAGCGUUGAAACCCUCAAAAGCUCAAAACAUGCAGGAUGAUUUAUUGAUGGACAAAAGCAAAGCUCAGCCACACCAGCAGCAAGACCCGUCAAAUAUAGAGCCUCCAACCACCCCGACCCCCUCCGACCCGCCGAUCCCGGACGAGCCGAGCCACGGUCACUCCAAGCGAAUCGCCAUGGAGUCUCCGGUCCUGCGUGGUUUGGGUUUCCAUCAGGAUUCCGUCGGAUCCUCUCUAUCACCGUCGUUCAGUAACACUUGGUCCACGAACACCGUGGACGAGAGCUUUUUCCAAGGGAUUCCCUCGGUAAACGGGACGAUGAUGUUUCCAAACUUUCCCCAUCACGUCAACCCGGUGUUCGGAGGGAAUAUUUCCCCGCAGAUGCGCAGAUCUCCGGUCGGUGUGAACCAGAGGAACCCCUACAGUCACCAGACCCUCAUCAAUAAAGUGUCCGCAUCUUCCGCCUCUUCGUCCGCCUGGAAUAACCACCAGAACGCCGUGUGGAGCUCCGCGGCGAACCCCUGGAGCGGCAGAGACCCGCGGAGAGCGCUCGGGCUGGGGGUCCCGUCUGCGCUCAAUCCCAUCUCCCCGACGAAGAAGCCCUUCCCCAGCAAUAUCAUUGCGCCCCCGAAAUAUCCGAGACCCGUAGCCCUGCAAAAACCCUGGAUGAUAUCAGAGCCUCCAGAACCCUUCAGAACCGACAACGGCAACAGCAUAUUGCCAUUUCAGGAACGGAAUCGACCCUUUGACCCCUUUAACUUGCAAACCUUGGAGAAUUCCUUAAUGGACAUGAUCAGGACCGACCAUGACAAAGGUAAACAACAUCCUGCCGUUGGCCCACCAAUGACUAUCGCUGAUAUUUUAUGGAGGAAUCAUUUUGCAGGUCGCAUGGGUCUGAACUUUCACCAUCCAGUAGCUGAGCAUAUAUUGCCACUAAAUACCAGGAGCUAUGGUCGCAGAAGAGGUCGCUCUUCACUGUUUCCUUUUGAGGACGGCUUCCUGGAUGAUGGUCAUGGUGACCAGACCCUCACUCCUGGCCUGAGCUUCCCCACCCGCUGUCAGAAUGGAGAGAGGAUGGAACGCUACUCCAGGAAGGUGUUUGUUGGUGGACUGCCACCUGAUAUCGAUGAAGAUGAGAUCACAAAUAGUUUCCGUCGCUACGGACACCUGGUGGUGGACUGGCCUCAUAAAGCAGAGAGCAAAUCCUAUUUUCCCCCUAAAGGUUAUGCUUUCCUGUUGUUCCAAGAGGAGAGUUCAGUUCAGGCCCUCAUUGAUGCCUGUAUCGAAGAGGAUAGGAAACUGUACCUGUGUGUCUCCAGCCCCACUAUUAAAGAUAAACCAGUCCAGAUUCGCCCGUGGAACCUGAGUGACAGUGAUUUUGUGAUGGACGGUUCUCAGCCUCUUGACCCACGCAAGACCAUCUUUGUAGGAGGUGUUCCACGACCUCUACGUGCAGUGGAACUGGCUAUGAUUAUGGACAGACUCUACGGAGGUGUGUGUUACGCUGGCAUUGACACUGACCCCGAACUCAAAUACCCCAAAGGGGCGGGCCGAGUGGCCUUCUCCAAUCAGCAGAGCUACAUCGCUGCAAUCAGCGCCAGAUUUGUCCAGCUUCAGCAUAAUGACAUUGACAAACGGGUGGAGGUGAAACCGUACGUCCUGGAUGAUCAGAUGUGUGAUGAAUGUCAGGGUGCUCGCUGCGGAGGGAAGUUUGCUCCAUUUUUCUGUGCCAACGUCACCUGUCUGCAGUAUUACUGUGAGUACUGCUGGGCGAGUAUCCACUCGCGCGCCGGGCGCGAGUUCCACAAACCGCUGGUGAAGGAAGGCGGAGACCGACCUCGACACGUGUCCUUCCGCUGGAGCUGAUGUUGGUCCUGCUACACCCUCAAACUAUCCUCUCCACCCAGAAAACACCUUCAACACCAUUAGCAGUAACUCAACAACUACAUACACAUGGAUUUUCCUUCUCAUUUUGUCUUUUUAGAAACAAAUAUCAUAAUAUAUUUGUCGAGUAUAUUCUCUGCUUACGAACAUUUAGAAAAAUACUAAUUUUGAGUCUGUGUGCUCAAAAGUUGCACUUUGGCACAAACAUAUGUGAUCCACAGUCGAUGUUAACACUUAUAAGGAUGUUGUGCUUUUAAUAUCUCAUUCUCCUUCGUUUGGUUGGUUAGUGCUCCGUAUAGGUAACAUUACACAGUGUGAGACUGUAUAUGAAUAUACAUUUACAGAAAUUAUAUAUUUUUUAAUUUAUAUUUAUCUAUAUACACAUAGAUGAAACAUUUUGGGGUCAGACUUUUUUAAGAAGCAUGCACUUAUUAUGACAAAAAAAAACUGUAGGAUAUUCCCCUUAGAAGACACGGACAAAAAAAAAAAAAUUACCAAAGGUCAAAUUAAUUCAUUUACAAAGUCAAGUGGGGUGUUCAAGUGUUCAAAAAAAAACAAAAACAACAAAAUAAGAGUAAUACACAAUUAUUUGCUGUCCAUUUUGAUAUAUGAAUAGUGAUACCUCAUGCAUGCAUCUUUCUUUUUGCUUCAAUUUAUGGACUUUUAUUUUUAUUACAGUUUUUUUAGUGUUAUGUACAUGUAAUGCUGCAAAAGCUUUUGCUGCUAAAUACAUGGUAUGAAUCCAUACGUCACACUUUAUUCAGGCUGGGGUGUAAAGACAAUCGGAUCACUCACGAGAAUGAGCACUCGACGGGACAAGAGGCAGGUCUGUGUUUGCCCUUAAACUGCAUGUUUAAAGCUGCAUUGCAUGCAGUUGAAUGUCUGAAACUCAAAUUGGGCCACACUUGGAUUUCCCCAACAAUACAGACGAAUUACAUGGAGCACAAACUGAGCACAGCAUGAACACUGAAAACAAAAAAAAACAAGUUUAUUGGCUCACUGAUUAUGUUGUGAGCCAGACCAGAUGACAAAACUGCAAUCAUGUUUUUCAAAUCAAAAUUAGAUGUAGGAUGUUCUUCUUACGAUCUGUCUUGAAGUAUUUUUUCGCAGUGAUCGUUCAUAGAAUUGUGCAAUUUUUUUAUACAGUAUAUAGUUAGGUUAUUAUGACGCCUAGAACUGUGACUCGCUUUAACUGUUAAUGAUGUCUGACAUGGAAGUCCUGUGAAACUUCACAACUAGUGUGUGUGUAUGUGUGUGUGUGUGUGUGUGUAUAUAUAUAUAUAUAAUAUGUACAUGCAUACAGUCCAUUCUCUUAAUAAUGCACACACACACACACACACACACACACACACACACAAACAUACACAUUUAUAUAUAUAUAUAUAUAUAUUCUGAAUUUGAAAUAGUUUUGUGUUCCCUCACAAUUAUUUUGGGUUUUCGUGCAAUACAUUUAUCCAUCCCUUACAGAAACAGAAAUUUACCAUCAGUUUACUACAGUACCUAUAGUUCGACAAUGGUAUUUGUAGUAAAAUUAUAGGAACCACAAAAUUUACCAUGGUUUUACAACAGUAACUAUAGUUAAACUAUGGUAUGCGUGGUAAAAUGUAUAACUAUAGUUACUGUUGUAAAACCAUGGUAAAUUUUGUGGUUACUAUGGUUUUACUACAAAUAUCAUAGUUGAACUAUAGUUACUGUAUUAAAAUCAUGGUAAACUCUGUGGUUCCUAUAAUUUUACUACAAAUACCAUAUAGUUGAACUAUAGUAACCACAACAUUUACCAUGAUUUUACUACAGUAACAUUCAACUAUGGUAUUGGUAGUAAAAUAAUAUGAACCACAAAAUUUACCAUCAUUUUACUACAGCAGCUAUGGUUCAACUAUAGUAUUUGUAGUAAAACUAUAGGCACCAUUAAAGUUACCAUGGUUUUACUAAAUUUACCGUAUUUUAACCAUGAUAUUUGUUGUAAAACCAUAGUAAUAAUAUAGGAAAAAAUCUAAACUAUGGUAAUAAAAAUCAUAUUCAUUCUGCAAAAAAUAAAUAAAAAUAAAACAUGGUUAGUUUUACUGUAGUAACACCAUGGUUAAUUUGUGGUACAUUCUUACCACAAAAAAUAAUAAACAAAUAAAUUAGUUACAUGGUUACUGCAGGUUUACUAUAGUGAAACUAUGGUUAAUGUUUAUAAGGGCAUGUUGUUGGUGGAAAAACCAUACUUGUACCACAAAUUAACCAUGGUGUUAGUUACUGUAAAACUGUAGUAUACAUGUUUUUUUGGCAGAAUGAUUAGUUUUGAUUACCAUAGUUUUGGUUGUCCUUUUAUUAUAUUGGUUUUAUUACGAGUAUCAUGGUUUAAAUAUGGCUGCUGUAGUAAAACCAUGGUACAUUUUGUGUUUUACUAUAAAUACCAUAGUUCUACUUUGUAUACUGUAGUAAAGCCAUGCUUAAUUCUGGUAAGGGAUGGAUAAAGGGAUUGCAAUUUAACCCAAAAUAAUUGCGAAGGAAUGGAAAAUUAUUUCAUCUAUUUCAGGAAAUAAAACAUAGAAAUAUAUAUAUAUAUAUAAUAUACAUGUUUGGCCCACAACACAAACGCAGUCAGAACCAAAGAGCUCUUCUUAUCCGACUCUUAAUGACCAACAAAACACUACAUUAAAUGCCUACAAUUUACAUUUUACAAUACAGUUUACCUACAAUACAAAACUAGUGAGGCAAACUGACACUUAAAUCAAUAACCUUCGUGUGGUUUGUGUUAUGACCUCAAAGGCUUGCACACAACUUUGAAAUAUGGUGGCCAUAAGGCUACUGGAAUAACCUUGUGUGACCACUGUAUUUAUAUCCAGAUUAUCCUGCAAAGCUUGAAAAAGAAUAAUGACCUGCUAAUGUUGAUGGUGGACAUUUAAAAAACAAAAAGUAAAAAAAUUUGCAACGGUAGACUAGGGGGUUGUAAGGAGGGAGAGGAACGCAACGCGAAGAAACGCGUCGUGGCUGCUUAUUUGGAGUGUGGAUGAGUAUUAUGGGAUGGCACGUGGGGGCUUUAGCUGCACUGGGUUUUUUAACUGCAAAUCCUCAUUUCAUUUGUGUGGCGAGCGUCCCGUUGCUGUGAAUCCCAAGAGUCAAAAACUGUCCGUUUUUGGGUUAAGUACGUUGUUCCAACGUUAACAAACUACUUUUGUACUGAUUGAGAAAACGAAGAGGAUUGACGGUAAUCGCGAAUCCUGAUGACAGUGAAUUCUGGGUGUCUGUGUGAUAUAUUUUCCCUGCCCAGAUUUUUCUGUUUGUUCCGUCUCAAUCCGUGUAUCAUUCGUUCUUUUCAUAUUCAAUUAAGAAUUCAAAAUCAGAAAAUGACAUAUUUCACUAAUCAUUUACAAAACUAAUAUUAAAAAACAAAUAACGGCUUGUUUUUCAUACUUUCGAUUUUAUGGACACGGGACACUGUUCGUUUUGAUGAUUUGAUUCCACCUAAAAAGAAACUAAAAGAGGUGAAAAAUGAAUUCGCACAUGUGGGUGGCUCUGAAAUGCCCCCUUUUUUUUUUUUGGAUUGGUCAACCUGCAACGUCGUCUGUUCUUCCUCAAAGCCGUAAGACAAAAUAAGAGUUCACUGCUGUUAUAUGUUUUGUAAUAUUGUUUUUGUAAAUGAUUAAUGAAAUAAUUAGUCAUUUUUCGAUUUUGGAUUCUUGAAUCCAAAUAUGAAAAGAACAAAUGAUACAUGGAUUUUUAUCUGGAUGGUUGAACAGUUAACGUUUUGUUUCUCUUUUUUAACAGAAAAAUAUGUGUGCUUUCUGACUGAUGUAAUCUUUUGCAAUACCUCAAUUUUCAAAUAUAAUAGGAGAGAGAUUGAUAUUUUCUAAGUAAAUUUAUUCAAAUAUAUAUAUAUAUAUAUAUAUAUAUAUAUAUAUAUAUAUAUAUAUAUAUAUAUGUUCUGCUAGAAGAAAUGAUUUAACAGAUGGUUAAUUUUAUUUUUGUCAUGCUUAUUUUCUUUUAUUUUUCAUUUUAUUUUUUGAAAAAAAAAAAAAAACAUUAAAAACAAAAACAUCUGAAGGAGUUAGAGCUGUAUUAUUUUAAUAUAAUACUGUAAGAAACUGAAGUACGGAUGCUGUCCCCUCUGAAGUCCUGCAGAAUCACAGUGUUUCUCAUGUAAACAUCAGAUCUUUCAAAUAUUAUAUAUAUAUGUAUAUAUAUAUAUAAUGUGUGUGUAUUCUAUAGGAUCAGCAGGCCAUCAGGUGCUUAUAAAGUCAACUGAACAUACUACUAACAUUUGUUUAUAUUUACAAUCAGUCCUUUACUAUGCUAACCAGAGUUGUGAAUCUUUUGUUAAUUAUAUUUUAAAAUUAUUAUUUUUUACGUUUCUUAAAAGAUUGUUCCCCUUUUUGUAAAAAGUGCACAUGCCCCGAUUUGUUAACCUUAUAUGAUUCAGUGAAAACUUUUUAUAGUUUUUGGAAAGAUGGUGAGAAAACGUGAAUAUUCAAAAGCUGAAAAGAUAUUGUUUCAUCUUUAACUUGAUUAAAAGCCCCCAGGUGCAUCCUGAUGUGGUGGCCUUCUAUUCACCCAAGACUUGAAUUAGUCCCUCAAUUCUUUGUUGAAAUGUGCAAUACUGUUUGUACUGUUUGUAAAAAAAAAAAAAAAGAGAGAAAGGCAUAAAUCUUUAUUGCAGAUUUAUUUUCAUUGCAAGCAUUGUGAUUCACUAAGAUCAUUUUCUACUGUGUAUUUACUCAUGCUAGUACCUUCCAGUAGUAAUGUAGCCUUUGUACUGAGAAAUUUUUUUCAUUAUUUUUUAGAGAUUUUUGCAAAAUAAAAUUUAAAAAAAAAGAAAGAAAAGAAUUAAAACAUUUACACAUUUUCCAUUAUUUUCUUAUGUUUUCAUUAUGGACUUAUUCCUCAACCGUUAAUGUUAGCUAUUUCUUGGGGUGAGAAUUUCAUAUCUGGUCAAUGUCGUUAAUAUUAUUUUGUAUUUUUACGGCGCUAAUUCUUAAUCUAUUUUUGUUCAUUGUUUGAUAUGCAAAGCUUGUUAACUUUGAUGUUGCGUACUUUGGUGAAAAAAAAAAGAAAAAAAAUCACAAAAAUGAACACAAUCAUGGUUGGUAAUAUAUGAUUAAAAUGUAUUGAAUAAAUGGGCAAUACAAAAUAAUGGCAGAAUGGAGCAAAUUUGAGGUUGUGGUGAAACCCCAUCAAGAUGGAUGAAUUAAUGUUGCUGAAAACCCACUUCCUGCUGGAAAAACUUGUGGCUGAAGGGGAUGUCACAUGACCAUUUCUGAAGCUCUUCAGCUCCACAUCCAUUCACUUUCAGCAGACACAGUAUUAAGUAGAGUGGCCUGAAUUAUAUCAUAAUGUUUUGGUAUGAAUGUAGUGGCCCAGCUUGCAUUUACAGCACUGACCAUUUCACCCAUUUAAUUGUGAAAAACAUCAAAAGGCUCACUUUUUAUAUAAUGCAUGUUAAAUAUUGGAGAUUUAAUUCAGUCACAGUACUGUGACAGCCUCCUUUGUAAGCUAUCAAAAUAUAAACCAGAGGAUGUGGUGUAAUGGUCUUUAAACCAUUUCAUUUCACUAAUACCAUUUUUUCUUCUAAGUUUAGAUUUUGCUAAAGUAUAUUGCAAUUAUCUCAUACCCCUUAAUAAAUCUUGUGACUCCUACAUUUAUACACCAAGAUCAUUCAAGACUAAAAUGUUGUUUAAAAAAAACAAAAAAAAAACACCUUUAAUAGAUCAUUUUUGUCUUGUGGCAUCUCUAGUUUACCACACUAUUAGCUACAUUUGUCUUUACUUACAAAAAAAAUAUUUAUAUUGAAAAAUGUAUAAGGUUAUUGAUCGGGAACCUCACUACUUUUCCCCCAGUGUAACUUUUGAUGUCACACUUUACUUCUGGAGCCUUCUUUACAAGGCUUUGAGAUUGUAAGAAUUCUUUGAAAAGAGUGCUGCUGAUGCUUACUGCUUAAGUUUCGACCUUUAUGAUUUUUCCUUUUCUGUACUGAAAAACGAAUCUUAUUAAAUGUAGCUAUAUGAAA
This is a messenger RNA of Myxocyprinus asiaticus (Chinese sucker), 8287 nucleotides long. RefSeq names its product cytoplasmic polyadenylation element-binding protein 3-like. Gene Ontology annotation, molecular function: translation factor activity, RNA binding; ribosome binding; mRNA 3'-UTR binding. The transcript is spliced from 11 exons. Lineage: Eukaryota; Metazoa; Chordata; Actinopteri; Cypriniformes; Catostomidae. The record is from RefSeq and is a predicted model, not a curated record. Gene Ontology annotation, biological process: negative regulation of cytoplasmic translation. Gene Ontology annotation, cellular component: cytoplasm; synapse; nucleus. Bases 442 to 2277 code for a protein of 611 amino acids.